Molecule: messenger RNA, 1173 nt
Organism: Varroa destructor (honeybee mite)
Lineage: Eukaryota; Metazoa; Arthropoda; Arachnida; Mesostigmata; Varroidae
Source: RefSeq, a predicted model, not a curated record
AAUACGGUGACAUAUUAUAAAGUGUCAAUAGUGGUGUUACCUUAGGUAGAUCAGAUCACCACGAGGUAGUAAUUCGGGCGAGUACCAAAAUCUAACAGGCAUCAGUUAUAGUUGCCAUCGUAAAUCGGUUUGCUAACGCGACUGUCAUCGCGUGUUAGCUAUGAUACUUAACGGACGACGGAAGCGAUGCGCGACGAACGAGAAGAGUUCUCUUAAGCGAUUCCGGAAAUCGGGACUAGAGGGAGGCGCAGCGCGGAUGAGCGAUGAGGAUUUUAUAGAUCAUCUGAAAAAAGUCAUAAGACAUCUCUUCUGUUUUCUAGGACCAUAUGCAUGUGACAACGACCCAAAUAACAGAGACCUGAAACUAAAAGCGUUGAAGUUGUUCGAAGGCCUCGGUGUAAAACCUGACGGAGAAGCUAAUUUAAUGCAACAUGAUAUUAAAGAUGCGGCUAUGCGGGAGUUGCUUAUUUACAAGCUACGAUACGAAAUGGACCUUUUAAAUGAUAGUGCACGCCUUAGGAACUUAUUUGAUACUACUGUGGAUAAAGUAACAGUGUAUUUCCUCGGUCUUUACGAUUACUACCUCAAGGAGCAGAUACCGGUCUACGGCGAAGACGACACAGACUUGCCCGAGGUGAUCGUUACAUUUGCGAACGGACAGCAAAUCAGACUUGGGACGGAUCGUCAGACACUAACGAUCACACAUGAUAUGGGAUCUGUGAGACUGAAACUUAUCUUACAUGACAAGUAUCCUGCUUUUGACCCUGCAACCUCUCCCAAGGAACCGCCUGCCCUUGAUCUACACUUCAUGUUUGCUGAGCCUCAAUUCCCUGCUUCUAAUGACUACUACUAUUUGUACUAUACGUGCGUUUUCCCUUACAUCGAAAAGGAGCUAAAGGAAAGCAUUUAUUACUAUAAGGUUGUUAUUGCUGCACGUUGGGGCAGUCCGCGUGCUGGAGAGGCACCUCCUGUUUUUAGGAAAACACUAGUUAAUGAGGUCAAGGACGCAAAAUCUAAGCAAAUUUAGCUUCUUCGACCACUCCAGUGCCCUUCAUAUCUGAGAUUUCGUUCUGCGGAGUAAGUGCGAUAGCCAUUAAUCAAUCGUUUGGUGACUGUAAUUGUUGCUAUCGCAAGUUCCAAUAAAAAGUACAAGGAACUUAUCGGUUUAUUUAA